Fulvia fulva is the source of this 549-nucleotide messenger RNA. RefSeq names its product Ecp50-1. Gene Ontology annotation, cellular component: extracellular region. Lineage: Eukaryota; Fungi; Ascomycota; Dothideomycetes; Mycosphaerellales; Mycosphaerellaceae. The record is from RefSeq and is a predicted model, not a curated record. The transcript has a single exon. Bases 1 to 549 code for a protein of 182 amino acids.
AUGUUGUCUCUCUCCAACCUUCUGCUCUUUGCGCUGGGCGCGAGCUCAACGGCCAUCGUCCUCCCACCAUACUCCUCCAGCGCGACACAAAUCGGCAACGACAUCGACAGCAUCAACGACAGCAUAACACAGCUCACCGAUAAUAUCCGAAACUUCCACGGGCCGACCGUCAUCUCAGACAUGCGACACCUUAGCGACAGUCUCUCCGCAGCGACCCAGAGCAUCAAGACUGAAGAUGCUGUAGAUGACGAGUCUGCCGCCUUCCUUGUCGCCAGUGUCCGGGACGAAGUCCAGCCCAACGCAGAAGAUAUGCUCGAUGCGCUUAUCAAAGCUGAAGCGCAGGCCAAGAAAGGGAAGAUUCGGCAGCAGAUUCUUGGAUGGUUGCAGAAUCUGAGGAACAUGAUGCAAAAUUUCGGAACUGGGCUCGCGCCGAAGGUGCCUCUAGAUCAGAGAAGUGAGCUGCGUAAGGCCAUGACUGCAAUGUUGAAGGAUUUCGAUACGGCGAUUAAGGCGUAUGGAGGGGCUGUAGGUGUACCGCCGCCGAAUUGA